AGCGCCUGAGGGAGGAGGCGGUGGUUACGAUCAGAGGGUUAACGAUGGCCGCUUCCUCGGUGCGGUGGCUGAAGAGACUGUGCCUUGUUGUUUUGAUAUGUCCCCUCUUUGUCUCAGCCUUUUUGAACUUAGAGGAGCUAAAUGAAAUGAAAUACGGGAUUCAAAUUCUUUCCGACCCCGUCAUUUUGGGGCAGACCAAGACAGAGGAGGUCAUGAUGGUGUCCAAUAAAUACAAGCAGCUCUAUGAAUGUCGACUUCCAGCCCAGGCUGUCCGGUUUCAUCAGGAUCCAGCUUCUGAACCCGACUCUCAGGGCUACGCUGGACCAGACAUCCCGGAGCUGCUGAGGCCAAUGCACAAAGUCCCUUGUCUUGUGAAGACAAAGGACUGGUGGACAUACGAAUUUUGUUACGGUCAUCAUAUUAGACAGUAUCACCUUGAAGACUCAGAAAUCAAAGGGGAUGUUCUCUUUCUGGGAUACUAUGAGUCUGAAUUUGAUUGGAACAAUGAAACAGCAAAGGCCUCUAAACAGCACAAACUGAAACGAUACCACAGCCAGACCUAUGUAAAUGGGUCCAAGUGUGACCUAAAUGGAAAUCCUAGAGAGACUGAAGUCCGGUUUGUAUGUGAAGAAGGCUCGAGUGACUACAUCGCCCGUGUGGACGAGCCACAGUCGUGCCGCUACGUGUUGACAGUUCACACCAGUCGGACCUGCCAGCAUCCGUUUCUGCAGCCACCGUCCUCCUCCAAGCCACAGGGCAUCGUGUGCCAGCCGGCUCUGAGUGCACAACAGUACAUGGAUUAUGUGAAGGCUCAAGUCUCGGACACAAAGCGUAAAGUGGAGCAGAUCUCCGAGGAGCUGAAGAAUCUUGAUGAGAUGCUGGCUGGUAAUGAAGGUGCAGAUGGGACAGUGGAGGUAACGGCAGAGGAGACCACUCCUCCGCCAAACAGCUACCAAGAUGUGUCAAAUGGUAAAACGCCAACUUCAACAGGAAAUUCUGGCGCGUCUGAAGACACACCAUCAGAAGAGACGGAUGAUGCUGAGUUUUGGGAAGGAGUAACAAAACCUGGGAAAUUAAAAUCCACAGCUUCUCAUCAAGACAAUGAGGUGGCGAAUGGUGACUAUAACUCAGUGGCAGACAAUGAAGCAGAAGAAGCAGAACGAUUCAACUUUAAAAUCAUCACAGACCCAGCAGAUCUGAUGAAAUUUGUUCAACACCUUAAGGAGAGCAACAGGAAGAAAGCAGAAAACCAGGCUGAAAGUAGAGAAGAGAAAUCAACAGGCGACAGGCAUCCAGGGAAACUCAGCGGGGAGGCGAGAGAUGAAGACGAGAACUUGCUGGAGGAGUUCGAGGAUGAGAUGGCUGACCUCUCUGUGCCUUCUGAGAAGAUCGAAGAGAUAAAAGAAGAAAUGCAGAAGGAGUUUGACAACAUCAUAGAUGAGGCCCAGCAGGAGCUGGAAACAGAGGGCCUUAAAGGAGAGUUUGAUCGUACUCAGGCAACACAGGCUCUGGAGACGACUUUGGAUAAGUUGCUGGAUCAUCUGGAGGAGAAGGAUGUUGAAGACGCCCAGCAGCAGAAGGUCCAACGGACCAGUGACCCGAGCAGAGGCAGCCCCAGCCUGGCUCCUCAGCAGCCAGACCAAGCAGCUGACGACCACGUUAAGAUCAAAAUUACUAAGUAUAAGACGGGCAGCAGCCCUGAUGGUGAGGUCAAAGUUCAGGAGAUGGGCGAAGGAGACCCCCAGUGGCAGCACAUAAAGGACGUGGUUAAAGAGCAGCUAGAGAAGGCAGGACUAAAGGCUGAAGGUAAAAUUGAGGUGAAGAUUUUGACGCGAAAGAAUGCAGAGGAUACAGGCGAUCAGUGGCUGACUGAAGAAGACACCAAGUCCUUCAGGGAGCUGCUCAUAAACCUCUUGACUGGAGGCACAGAGGAGGUUUAUAAAGAGCAAAAGAGACAGCAGGAGCUUGAAAACAACUACAGGUUUGUAUGGGGAGAAAGUCAAGAGGAAACCCAGUCAUCGAGCACGUCGGACUCGGACGAUGUGGACAUUUGAGCUCACGGUGUACAUUCACUGCCCCUGCUGCGAUGAACUCCUGUGGAGACCAGCAGGUGGAGGGACUAUAAUUGUUACCACAGUUUGUUUGAAAAGCUUGACCAAUUAUUGCUGUUGAAUCUGAUAAAUGGUAUGUAACUCUGCUGUUUGCACAUUUAGAAAAUAAUUUAAUGUGAACUGAAAAGGCAAUAAUGUUGGUGUCUGCAAUAGACAACAUUCAGAUGCUGCACAAAGUUUGUGUGAGCUGCACUUGUGCAGUUGAAUGAAGUUAUGCAUUUUCCCGUUUUUGAUGGGAUUCAGUUUAUAGAAGGCCGACGGAACCUGAUGACAUGAGGCGAAUAUGUUUCUAGAAACAUUUUCUAGCUUCACUGAACAUUUACAUCGACUUCUGAAGCUGCAACCAGUUCUGCGCUGUCUCCAAUGCUGCCAUUCACUUCACAGUUCUUAUUUGCUAAUUUAUCAGACGUGUGAAAUUCUGUACCUUGGACUGCAUAUUUGUCAUACUGAAAAGUAUACGACAACAACAACAAGCAACGUUAAAUCCUGACAAAUUUAACAACAAAAGUCACAAUUAUUCACAGCUGUAUCUUUUAUUUGUUUUAUUGAGUUUUAUGUGGCAUAUCAACACAGUGCAAAGUCCAAAGUGAAAGGAAAUACACAUUGUAUUCAGAGGUGUUUUAGUAAUUAAAAUAUAAAAAAUGUGGCUUGCAUUUGUAUUUAGUUUCCUGAGUUAAUAUAAUAUUGAUCCACAGUUUGCUUUAAUUUUCUAUUCAAGUCACUCCAUCAGCUUGAAACAUGAAAAUAGCUUGAAAUCAGAGGGAAUGGAGCGGCUCUGUUAGUCUUGCUACAGUGUGUCAAUCAUAUUUAAGUCUGCACUUUGGCCUGUUGUAAAUCUUUAAUAAGUUAGAGCUAGGUCAUUUUAUGGUGGCUCUGGCUGAAGGUUUAGGGUUGUUGCUUUACUGGAGGCUGAACCUCUGCCCCAGCCUCAAUGCUUAUGCUUCCUGCAACCAGUUUUUUUUUAGUUUUAGGAUUUUCCUGUUAGUAUAUUUAGCUCCACAACACUUCACAUUAACUCUGCUCUGUCCCUGCAGAACAAAAGCAUUUCCACAGAAUGACGUUUACGUCACAUUAAUGUUGUGCUCGUUGUGAUGUGGGGUGUCAGUUUUCCAUCACAUAUUGUCUAAAAAAUUAAGUUGUAGUCUCAACUCAGCAGACCACCUUCUCUCACAUGUUCACUGGCCUUUGGCGUACGUUAAACAGAGCUUCAUGAUUCUUUUUUUUUAAUGCUUUUCUUCUUGCCAUUUCCAUAAAGGGAAGUCUUGUGGAAAUGAUGACUUGUGGUUGUCUUGUCAAUACAUUCUCCCACCUGAGCUGUGGAUGGCUGCAGCUCCUCCAGAAUUACCAGAUUAAUGCUGUGUUUGCCGGGCCUUUCUUGGCUGUAGUUGUGCAGCACCUCUUCCAUUUUCGGACGACUUCAAUGGUGCUCUGCAAUGGGUAUUUUGUAACUUAUCUCUGCUUUAAAUUUCUCCACAACUUUAUCUUUGACACGUCGUCUGUCCUCUUUUUCUCUUCAUGAUGUUUGUUCUCAACAAACGUCUGAGGCCUUAAGAGAACAGCUGUAUUUGUAGUGAGAUUAAAUUACACUCAAAACUGUUUACUAAUUAGUUGCUUGUGUUUUUAUUUAGGGAUUUUAAAGUAAAAGAGGUAAAGCACUUUUCAGAUUUGUAUUUGUAAUAUAUAAUUUGUAAUCCAUUCACAUUUGUCUAUUCCUGAAAGGUUUACAACUUGGUGUUGAUUGGUCACUUAAAAUCCCAAUAAAAAACCUUCAUGUUUGUGGCUGUAAUGUGACGAAACAUGAAGCCGUUUAACAGAUAUGAAUACUUUUGAGCAGCUCUGUAUAUGUGCACAAACUCUUGCCCCAAAUAUGUCUGAUUUUUCUGCCAAACACAAAUUAAAGGAACUCUAAAUGGUUCAAUGAACCAUUGUCGUGCAACAAGGUUUUCAAAGCAUGUGUGUUUCUAUUUGUUUGUGACAAAGAUAGUUAAUUUAUAUUAAUUUAGCAAGAAAAACAUGCCACCAUUUUCUGCGAGGUUUAUCUUGUGAAAUGAAUGAAUUCAGAUGUGGAUUUAAAGGGCUGAAUUUGUAUAGUUUGUGAAUAAUUCUGCUUCUUGGAGCUCUGUUUGUACAUAAUUGUUGUCAAUUAUACAUUAAAUUGUUUCUGUUGUGUUUUAACACGAAUUAAGUGGAGAAUAAACUCCUUGAGUAAAUGUGUUUAACAA
Messenger RNA from Xiphophorus hellerii (green swordtail), 4333 nucleotides. It is a transcript of the gene os9, whose product is annotated as OS9 endoplasmic reticulum lectin. The coding region runs from base 45 to 2054 and encodes 669 amino acids. NCBI's taxonomy places the organism in Eukaryota, Metazoa, Chordata, Actinopteri, Cyprinodontiformes, Poeciliidae. Gene Ontology annotation, biological process: ERAD pathway; endoplasmic reticulum unfolded protein response; retrograde protein transport, ER to cytosol. The transcript is spliced from 15 exons. Gene Ontology annotation, cellular component: endoplasmic reticulum lumen. The record is from RefSeq and is a predicted model, not a curated record.